AUGAAGCUCGCUCCAUCCUGCAACCGGCUCGCAGUAUCGGAACUCGUCUCAUCCUGUCAGUCAAUCGGUCGUCGGGCCGAGAAACAAGACACGGAUAUAUACUUGAACCUGGAGCUCGUACGAUCACUUUAUGCGGCCCGUCUUGCCAUUUGUGAGCUCCGAGAAGCUAAGGCAGCAGCACCAGACGCGUGUUCCUCAUUGAUGAUUGGGCCGCCGCAGAAGAGAGGCAGGUUCGGUUUUAUUUUCAGCGAUAGAAUCCGCUUCAGCGCUCCGGACGUCAUUCAGAAGCCACACUUGGAGUCUUGCCUGCAGUCGUUAGAGACACGGCCGCAGUGGUGGACGUCCUAUAGCAACAGUCGGCAGAAUGCCGUGGUAAUAUGUCAGGCAGCCAGGGAUGAGACUGAGAAGGAGGAGCUCCUGGAGCUUUAUCGAACUAUACUCAAUAGCUCUACAGAGCUGGAGCGUGGUCUUCACGAGGCCUUGGAGGUCGCUGCAGCUGACCUUGCCCGUCAGAAAGAAUUCAUGCAAGCGGUCGGUAUAAUGAGAAGCAGGAUGAGACAAGAGCUGGAAGAAACCGAGAUGCGCUUGAGAUCGACGAUUGACCGUAUUUUGCACAGCCUGUACGCGUAUGCCGUUGACUCGUUUAAAGAGUCCCUUAGGCCUGCGAUUGAUACACUGCAGCAAAAGACAGACAGUCUCAAAUUCAAACUCCAGACUGUUGCUACCGAAGCUGAUAAGCUUGGUCAGACACUACACGCUCUACACCAAGAGUCUGUCAAGAGGGACCAGGAAUUGGCAAUUGCGCAGCAGAAAGAACUACAGACCACCAGGGAGACGGCCCUGGCCCAUCAAGAAAGCCUAGGGACACUUUGCCAGGAUAAUCUGGCAAGACUCUUGGAAGUCGAUGCUUCUUUGGAUCUGCUGUCGACCAGAAUGGUAUACAUGUUGCAGAUAGCGCAGAGCAUGAAUGAGCGCAUGCCGGGUCUCCAGAAGGCACUCAAUGAGUCCGAGCAACGAGCCGAGGUGCUACAUCAAACACAGCUGCAGCAGUACGAGACCCUGCAAGAGGCCUCGCGGUUACACAAGCAGCAACAAAUAUACUUGAAUGGCACGCUGGCCGAUCUUGACAGAGCUGCCGUCAGAGCUGCGACAAUGCUCAAGACAUUCGACAAGAUGGGAUCUAAGUAUUGGCUAGAUCUCGUGCGAAAAGUAAUUUGCGAUGCAUUCUGGAUCAUGUGUAGCGUCGUGCUCCGGGAUGUAGUAGCAAGGGCAGUCGCUCUAACUUGUACGGUCUCCUGUCCUCCGCAGUCUUUAAAACGGCGUACUAACGGUCUUUCCCUCUAG
Aspergillus uvarum CBS 121591 is the source of this 1344-nucleotide messenger RNA. Its product is annotated as putative nuclear membrane fusion protein Kar5. The coding region runs from base 1 to 1344 and encodes 447 amino acids. Gene Ontology annotation, cellular component: endoplasmic reticulum membrane. Gene Ontology annotation, biological process: nuclear membrane fusion involved in karyogamy; karyogamy involved in conjugation with cellular fusion. Lineage: Eukaryota; Fungi; Ascomycota; Eurotiomycetes; Eurotiales; Aspergillaceae. The transcript has 4 exons. The record is from RefSeq and is a predicted model, not a curated record.